Molecule: messenger RNA, 1890 nt
Organism: Cryptosporidium muris RN66
Lineage: Eukaryota; Apicomplexa; Conoidasida; Eucoccidiorida; Cryptosporidiidae
Product: phosphoacetyl glucosamine mutase, putative
Exons: 1
Coding region: 1-1890 (629 amino acids)
Biological process (GO): carbohydrate metabolic process; UDP-N-acetylglucosamine biosynthetic process
Molecular function (GO): phosphoacetylglucosamine mutase activity
Source: RefSeq, a predicted model, not a curated record
AUGAGUUUAUUAAGACAUAGUUUAAGCAAGGUGAUUGAGAGUAGUGGUGCUACUAUUAAACCAUUAGGACCACUAACAUAUGGAACUGCUGGAUUUAGACUGAAUUACGAGUCUUAUCCAAUAACUUUAAGACAAAUAGUGAUAUACAGUACUGUAGUCGCUUGUUUACGAAGUGCUUCUGUGGGAAACAAGUGGGUUGGUAUUAUUAUUACUGCAUCACAUAAUAAAAUACAAGAUAAUGGCUUAAAAAUCAUUGAUAUUAGUGGAUCUAUGCUUAAUAUAGAGUUCGAGAAAAUUUCUAGUGAUGUUAUGAAUUCAGAGUGUCCUUUAACUAAACUUGAUAAGUAUUAUGAAGAGUUUAAAUUGAGGAAUAUAAAUCUAGACCUUAAUAAAGCUCAUAUAUUAAUUGGGUAUGAUACAAGACCAUCAUCACCUGAACUUGUAGGAUAUAUUAAGGAUACUCUAGAUAAUUUAGGAGUUGAUAACCAUUACGAAUUUGGUCAUGUAACAACUCCGCAAUUACACUUUAUUGUAGCAUUAGCUAAUGGAACUUUAAAUGAGUUACUACCUAGAGAAACACCCAAUAUAUGGAACUACUUAGAUGAUUUUAAUAAGAACAAGGUAGUUGAAGAUUCACUUGCUCUGUACUAUGCUUAUCAUGAAUAUUACUUUAAACUUUUUGUUGAAAAUAUUACACAAAGUGAGAUAUUAUAUACAACACAAGAUGAUUCCUAUAGUUCAAAUGGCAGAUUUUUAGUAGAUGUUGCAAAUGGAGUUGCAAAGUAUCACAUUGGGAGAUAUUCUAAGUGUUUAAAAUUAACUGCUAAUAUAUGCAUGGAACAGAUAAAUGAUGAUAAGCCAGAACUACUAAAUGAUCAGUGUGGUUCUGAGUAUAUUCAAAAGAAUAAAAUAGCCCCAAGAAAUUUUUAUGAUAAUGGUAAUUUCGAUAUAGCAGAUAUUGAUUAUGUUGCAAGCUUUGAUGGAGAUGCAGAUAGAAUUGUUUAUUUUACAAAAAAGAAAAGUGAUCCCGAAAUAAUAUUAAUUGAUGGGGAUCGUUUAGCAGCAAUUUAUAUCAAUGUGAUAAUAACAUUAUUUCGAAAGAUUAUUUCUAACAUAAAUAAAGAAAACUGUAGUACUUUAGAUGAUAUUUUUAGAUUAAAAGUAGGUGUUGUACAAACAGCUUAUGCUAAUGGUUCAAGUACACUCUAUAUUUCUGAAUUAUUAAACUCAUUGGAUAAGGACUUUUUUGAAUCCGAAGUAACUUGUGUGCCAACUGGAGUUAAACAUCUUCAUCGAAAGGCUGAAAGUUAUGAAGUUGCAAUAUAUUUCGAGUCAAAUGGACAUGGUACAGUCAUAUAUAAUAGAAAGGAGCUAAUAUUGUGGGCUAAGAAAUUAAGGAAAUUGUAUUUAUUAAAUUGUAACUGUAGAUAUGAUCAUCCUAGUUACAUGAAGUGUAAUGAAUGUUCUACACUUAAACAACUCUUUUGCUUCUUAAAUAUUUUUAAUCCAGCAAUUGGGGAUGGAAUGUCAGAUUUAUUAGCUUUUGAAGCAUCUCGUAUGUUUAUACAGGGAACUUAUGGAUGUCAAUUUGCUGUUCAAAUGUAUCAUGAUCUAGUUACUAUACAAGACAAAAUACCUCUACCACGAAGUAAAUUAGACAUAUUAGUCUGUGAUAAACAAACUGAAAAAUUCCUUAUACAACCAACAGAAUUACAAGAAAAAAUUGAUAAUAUUCUUGUUAACUAUAACAAUAAUCUUUGUCGAGCAUUUAUAAGACCUUCUGGGACAGAAAAUAUAUGUCGCUUAUUUGUAGAAUCUCCUAAUCAAGAACAAUCAACGGAAAUAAUGAACUCUUUAAAGCAGUUAUUACAUGACUUCUCUUCAGUAUGA